Acaromyces ingoldii is the source of this 1989-nucleotide messenger RNA. RefSeq lists its product as hypothetical. The transcript has 2 exons. Bases 191 to 1912 code for a protein of 573 amino acids. NCBI's taxonomy places the organism in Eukaryota, Fungi, Basidiomycota, Exobasidiomycetes, Exobasidiales, Cryptobasidiaceae. The record is from RefSeq and is a predicted model, not a curated record. Gene Ontology annotation, biological process: chromosome segregation; CENP-A containing chromatin assembly.
AGCAACACCUGGUCCAACAGAAGCAGGCGGCGGGAUGGCGACCAGUUGGCAGCGCGGCGAGCCGCCUCGGGACGCCGGUGGGCAGAGCAGUGGUGGGAGCGGUUUGAAGAGGAAUGAGAGAAGCUCUGCGUUGACAGCAUACCGCGAUUCAACGAUCCUGCCACCCAGCCCUCCCCUGCGUCGGUUGCUGAUGCAGCUGGAGAAGGACCAUCUGAUCCAGUUGGCACUUUGUUGGAUUCACCGGGACCAGACCAGCCCUUCGCCGUCGAUUGUGCCGCCCCAGCUCUCCCGGAGAGCACCACGGCGGAAAAGAAGCGCGUAUGGCGAUUCAGAUGACUCGGACGACCUCGACGGUCCGAUGCAGGACGACACGGCAGCCUUUCUCGAUCUGCAGGAGGAACGGCGCGCUCGAUCAAUCACCGAGCUUCGAGCGCUCUGGCGAGACUCCAUGUCCGAUCUGAAGGUGCACCGCAGGGUCGCCGUCGACCGGAUCCUCGAGGUGGACUGGCCCCAGGGGCUGAGCUACGGCAUGAUCGCUCAGGUGGCCUUUGAGCAUCUCCGGACAAGACGGCAGCCCCGGGACUGGGUCGCAGUCUGCCUCGACUUUGACCGGGAGGCGAUAUCAAGGUCCGAGGUGCUUACGAUCGAAAGCAUUACGAAAAAGAAGAAGAAAAAGACAGGAGCGCCCUCGACGGACGCCAAGGCGAAGCUGGACCAGCUGACACCAGCUGCGCUUCGAGACCGCUUCUCAAAGGAGCUGAGCCAUAUGUUCAGCCAUGCGCUCCACCUCGAUGUGCCCGUCGAUCGCGACAACGUCGAUAGAGCCACAAGCUCCAGUGAAGUCGCGCCGCUUGCAGACGACUGGACCUGGCCCUUCACCCACCUCCGCCUCGUACUGUGCGAGACACCUGCCGACGUGUGCUCCGUCGGCCUUCAUAUCCUGCACUUGCCUCGCACACCCUGGUUUCUCAUCUCGGGGAACCUUGGUCGAAAGGGCGUCGAGAUCAAGGAGCAGUGCCUCACACACCUCGCCCACUCCGUCGAAGCGCGACGAAUGCAGAUGCCGCGAGAGAUCCCAUGGCAGAAGAGGCAGAAGAAUCUCGAGGCCGAUUUCGAAGUCAAGGGAUUUGGGAGGAUCUCGCAGAGCCAAGUUAGAGGCUCCGAUCCGAUUGCAUUGUGCGAGGUCCUGCAGAAGAACCAAUGGGUCCGCGACGAUGUAUUUCGAGCGGGCGAGGUCGGAGGCGGCAAGGGAAGAGCGAUGAAGAGGGGAGACGCCGAAGAUGGGCCGUUGGUCAGGGCGGAAAAGAGAAGACGGCAAGACAAGACUGGCAUAUACCGAGACGCACUGGAAGAUAGAGACGAGGAGGACGCGCAAGCGCUGCCUGUGGAAGAGGACAGAGCGCCGGUGCAUCCGACGGUGCAGAGAGUGGCCAAGCGCAGGGCGGAAAUGGAGGAGCGCAAGACGAAAAUCGAAGUGCAGGACCUCUUUGGGGAGGGCGAAGGCGAAAAUGAUGAAGCAGUCGAUGACGAAGAGCAGGACGAAAAGGAUCUUCCCAGAGUCGAGAGAAUCGAUUACGAUCUCCGACUACCGUUUCCGCACAUCGACGGCUAUGGGGAAGUCGACGACAGCUUGACAGUGGGCGUGGACAAGGUCGAGCCGAUCCACCUGCGCCUGCAAGGAAGCCACGUCCUGGCUGGCCUGAGGAGCCUGGUGCGGUGUGGCAUGGAGCGCUCUGUCGCGACCGGAGAAAGCCGGGGACUGCCGACGUGGUUGACCGAGGUCAGGAGCACAAAGGUCAAGGUGGGCAUCGCGACAGACGGAUCUGAAAGCACCGUCCAGGCGCAGGGGGAGCAGGGUGAAGGUCUGCGCGACGAUGUCUUCUCAGACGACGAGGACGAGGAUGAUCUGUGAUCUUAGGACUUGCCCUAUCUCAAUUGUAAUUUUAAUAUUUCCUCUCUUUCCUCUCGAGCGGAGGUGGACGAUAGACG